Colletotrichum gloeosporioides is the source of this 1488-nucleotide messenger RNA. RefSeq names its product cAMP-dependent protein kinase type 2. The record is from RefSeq and is a predicted model, not a curated record. Bases 1 to 1488 code for a protein of 495 amino acids. The transcript has 4 exons. Gene Ontology annotation, biological process: peptidyl-serine phosphorylation. Gene Ontology annotation, molecular function: cAMP-dependent protein kinase activity; ATP binding. Lineage: Eukaryota; Fungi; Ascomycota; Sordariomycetes; Glomerellales; Glomerellaceae. Gene Ontology annotation, cellular component: cAMP-dependent protein kinase complex; nucleus.
AUGCCUACCCUCGGCUUUCUCAAGAAAAAACGGACGAGGGAGGGCAAUCAAGACUCUCAGGGCGCCAGCUUACCCACCAGCCCAGUGACGCCUACCUCUUCGAAGCCCUUCGACAGUUCCAUCUCGACCACUCUUUCCUCCCUGUCCUCCAACGGCCAGGGACAGAAGCAGGAGGAUUCGGCCUCUUUCGAGGCCGCAAAACACCAGCAGAUGUAUCCCGUCACCGUCCAUCCGCCUAAUCAAUCGGCACCCCACCAGCCUCACUACAACAACAACCAAGCCGACCAGCAGAACCUCCCGAGCAUCAGUAACCUCAUCAACCCGCCCCAGCAUGACGGUGCCGCCAACAACGGCCAAUACCUAGCGCAACCGCAAGCCCCUCAACCCAAUCCCAGCCCCGGUACCGAUCCCUCGCGCCUCCAACAACAGCAGCAGCAAUCGAUGCUACACGCUCCUCAACAGCAGCAAAGCAUGCAGCAGCAGCAACAGCAGCAGCAGGCAGCUGCAGACGCGGUCCGACAGACCAAGGGGAAAUACACGCUGCAAGACUUUGAUAUUCUGCGGACGCUUGGAACGGGUAGUUUCGGAAGAGUGCACCUUGUGCAAUCCAAGCACAACCAGCGCUUCUAUGCCGUCAAGGUGUUGAAGAAGGCGCAGGUCGUCAAGAUGAAGCAGGUCGAACAUACCAACGACGAAAGGCGCAUGCUGGGCGAGGUCAAGCACCCAUUCUUGAUCACGUUAUGGGGCACGUUUCAGGAUUCCAAGAACCUGUACAUGGUGAUGGACUUUGUUGAAGGUGGUGAACUCUUCUCGCUGCUGAGGAAAUCGGGGCGAUUUCCGAACCCCGUUGCGAAAUUCUACGCCGCCGAAGUCACGUUAGCGCUCGAGUACCUGCACUCGAGAAACAUCAUCUAUAGAGAUCUCAAGCCCGAGAACUUGCUGCUCGACCGGCAUGGACACCUUAAGAUAACAGAUUUUGGUUUCGCCAAGAGAGUGCCAGACAAGACAUGGACACUUUGCGGUACGCCAGACUACCUGGCUCCCGAAGUUGUCUCGAACAAGGGCUACAACAAAUCCGUGGAUUGGUGGUCUCUUGGUAUUUUGAUAUACGAGAUGUUGUGCGGGUACACACCGUUUUGGGACAGCGGGUCGCCAAUGAAGAUCUACGAAAACAUCCUCAAGGGCAAGGUGAAAUACCCGGCCUAUAUCAACCCCGACGCGCAGGACUUGUUGGAGAAGCUUAUCACGGCCGAUCUCACCAAGCGGUUGGGUAACCUAUACGGCGGUCCUGGCGAUGUGAAAAACCACCCUUGGUUCACCGAGGUUACCUGGGACAGGCUCGCGCGCAAGGACAUUGACGCGCCGUACACGCCCCCGGUCAAGGCCGGCGCCGGCGACGCGAGCCAAUUUGACCGAUACCCUGAGGAUCCCGAACGCUACGGCACAAACGGGCAUGACGAAUAUGGCCAUCUAUUCACCGACUUCUAA